This is a messenger RNA of Adineta ricciae, 342 nucleotides long. Lineage: Eukaryota; Metazoa; Rotifera; Eurotatoria; Adinetida; Adinetidae. The record is from the annotation of a GenBank genome assembly.
AUGUAUGAAUGCGAAUCGGAGGCAAGACUUGUUCGGAAGAAAUUCGCUUUAUCUUGGAAAUUGGAAAGAAAAAAGCAACGUAUAAAUACUCCAGUUGUUCACAAGCUAGGCAGUCAUUUCAUACACUACUUCGAAAACAAUAAAACUUUGAAAAAAAAGAAAAGAUGGCUGAAGAGGCACCACAAAAUGAUGGGACAUGCGAUUGUUGCGAAUCUGGAGGAUGGUGGUCAUGGCAGCCAGGAAACACGGAAUGUGGCGGAUGUGGACAUUCUUGUAGUUCCCAUAGUUGAACAUGAUGAUUCUAUAAUCCACUAUAACACUACAUCCUUUCCUUUUGAUUAA